UGCUGCUGGCUGUGUGAUCUCGUCUCUACCAACACCGCAAGGGCCAUCGAAUAGGACGAAUCAGUGGCUUAGGAGGUCGGCGGUUCCCGUGGCCAUCCUAGCUCCGCGGUCACCAACGAGCUUGAGAAUUUUUUAAAAUAUCAACAGUUCGAAGGCAACUGCAUCAAAACUUUGAAGAGGCAACUGCUUGUUGAAUAUCGUCAUCACAUCAUCCAACAAAGGCAGCCGAUGAGCGGAAUCGCAGCAGCGCGGCUGAAGCAGGAGAGAAAAGACUGGAGGAGGGAUCCAGACAGGCCAUUUGGCUGGUGGACGAGGCUUGCGGCCAAUCCUGAUGGAUCGUCGUCGAUCAUGAAGUGGGAGUGCGGCCUUCCAGGACCGAAGAAUACCAACUGGGAGGGCGGAGAGUACCGGAUCCACAUGGAGUUCACCGAAGACUAUCCCUCAAAGCCGCCCAAGUGCAAGUUCGUGCCACCCCUAUUCCACCCCAACGUUUACCCGUCAGGCACCAUCUGCCUCAGCAUUCUGAAUGAGGGCCAGGGAUGGAGACCAAGCAUCACCAUCAAGCAGAUGCUGCAUGGGAUCUUCGAACUUUUGGACAAUCCGAACCCCGACGACCCUGCCCAGUCAGAGGCCUACCAACUGUUUGUGAACAACAAAGCGGAGUACGACAGGAGGGUGCUCAUCGAGGCCAAGAAGAAUCCCCCUGCUGCAUAGCACUGCCGUGUGCAUAUCUAUCUAUGUACCAGCUGUGGGUGCUCUCAUUUUCCAUCAUGCUCGUUGUGGUUCCCACUACCUCGUGUGGGAGCGUGAUUAAGAAGACGGAGCUUGCACGAGACACAACAUCAAGUAAAAUAAGAGCUCGCAGCACAAUUUAAUAUGCUCGGACAAUGUUGGCGGAAACGUGUCCGGUCCAGAAGCAGGUUUACACACUUGACUAGGUGGUACGCAAGUAGUUUGUUCUGUCGUGCGUCGUCUCACCCUCCUCUCGAGGUUACUGGUGAGGCCGAGUUGCAGCGAGCUCCACACAUGCAGGCAAUGUGAGUGCCACUCGACUGUAGAGUAAAUGGCAGUCGUGGUACUAUGCACAAUGUUGCGGGACCGUGAUGUAGCUUGGGCGUUUCGUUGUGCUGUCCGAGUGCGUGCAGGCAUCAAACAGCAAUGUUAACGUUGAGUGCUUGCAUGGUGGCCGUCGGACUGAAGCUGCUCGAGCAUGUUAGCCUUGUGCCCUUGUCUAGGUGGUGCAGUUCCAUGAACGUGCUCGCCAUUUCUUGUUGGAUCCACUUCCCUCGAUUGGACAUGGAUUCGUCGGUGAGCUUUAUUUUUUGCCCAAGAUUGAGGCAAGGUUGGCGUUCAGGCAAAGCAGACGAGGCUCAGAACAAGACCUCGGACGAUCCCGGGGCGACGUGAAGACAGAGAAACCUUAGAACAGCAGCCUUGUUGUGUGUAGAUAUGCGUUUAGAGUUGCUGCUAGGAUUUCCGGGCGGAUCGCAUGCCAUGUCAACAUGGAAACGAGGUAAUCUAAUCGUACAUAACAGCCAGUUUUAUCGUUUCGGGGCGCGGAGAGGUUUCGCCCGCUAGGUUGGGAAUGCUGCUGUCUACGCGUAUGCGCGGGAUUGCUCUACACAAAGAAGGAUCUAUGUGCCUGCGCCGCUGGGCAGGCGUUGUGUCAUUUUCCUGCUUUUUUGUGCGGCGUGUGAGGAGACGGACACGCACGCUUUACUCUCUCAAGUUAAUUCCGCGAUCUGAACCCCUCACCCGUCGGCUGGUGCCGUUUCUCGAGGUAAUUUCGCUCACGCUCAGG
Ectocarpus sp. CCAP 1310/34 is the source of this 1801-nucleotide messenger RNA. The record is from the annotation of a GenBank genome assembly. NCBI's taxonomy places the organism in Eukaryota, Phaeophyceae, Ectocarpales, Ectocarpaceae.